UUUUCUUUUUUCCUAUUUCGGAGUUGCGCUCAGGUAUCAGGCCGGCUGGACCGGGAGCGCAGGGCCUCGUGCCUGACCCAGCCUUGCACUUGAGCUCUAACUUUGGGGUGUUCUCUAUAGAUAAUUGCUCUGUGUAGUCAAGGCCUGGGGAGUAACCCGCCACUGUUUCGGUGCAGGGAAGCGUGCAGGGGGGCGCGAAACACUACUUUCCAAUCGGUGACCCGCACUCCGAAGUAGCGGAAACGCUAUGGGUGCCGUGAGUGUCUCCGGUUUGGGGCUUCUAAGGGAAGGAUUCGUUUCCUCCCCGGACUGUCCCCUAACUCAGCCUUCGGGAGAGAAGGGGGAAGUCGGAGCAGAGAGGAAAAGAGGUGAGGGGCUGCCUGCGGAACUAAUUUCUUUCCCGAAAUGUCUCUGAUCAGAAGAAUGAAAACCCACAUCCAGUCCUUUUUCAGCAGCUCGCGCAGGAGCGGGAUAGGCUCUCAGGGUGUAAAGUAGCUCCGAGGGUUUCUUUGUUGCCACAAUUUGGUAAAUUUCAACCGGGCUAAGAGCUGCGCGCUAGCUUUUGGGAACAGAAACCACGUGCAAAGCUAGUUGGUCUCCCAGGAUCACGGCCUCCUAGAGAAGAGAGGGGCUGACAGGGACAGGGGACUACCAGUGGGUUGAUGUUCUAUCCCAGGCUCCUCAAAGUAAUCGCGGUUUCAUUAAGAUUGGGGAACAGAUCGCUAAGGACACAGCGGGAGUUUAAAAAAAUGCUGCGGGAUGGCCGCCUAGCCAAAGGGUUCGUUCGGUCUCGUUUGUUGGGAGAAUUCAACAGAAGUAUCCGGUGGUGGUUAGUCCUCCCACCGGGGGUCUGGACUCCUGUCACCGCGAGUGUGUUGGGGAUUCGGUGUCAAGGAUGAUUUUCUGGGGCUGCUGCUGGGCUCCUUCAGGCGCAAGCUCGUGGAGUUCGCUCCGUUCUCAUUAAUGCAAGCAGUUAACUCGCUCACGCUCAAUUAGCCCCGAAUAAACCACUUUAAUAGACUCUACACACUUCAUUAAUGCCCAGCGUAGGGCUGGCUGCAGACCUGAGAUUGGCGCUCCACCGCGCGAGGGAAGCAGCGCCGGCACUGCGCAGGGGACCCAGGCUCGGAAGCGCGAAUUGCUUCUGCUGCGUGCAGUCGGGAUCUUUACCCGCACCUCCCAGGUCCCGAGGCUCAAGCUCCUUGCCAAGUGGCUGCCUGGCCCGGGGAGAGGUGUUUCCCCUGGUGUUUAAAAAUCUAAAGCGUUCACACACGAGUCCCGGGGGUCAGGGCAACGGGGCCCGGAGGGGCUGGGAGUUCGUCCAUCCUCUCCGGCUGGAGAGGCGAGUGUGAGACUGUGUUUUUCUCUUAGUUGACCGCCUGAAACCGGAUCGUGCAUUUCGCCCAUUCUUGGUACUAGUGUAAGGAGCCACGUUUCGAACGAAUUUCGUCCCCGGGAAAAUCGUUGGCGAGAGCCUGGGGAGCCCUGGCCUCGGAAUGCGGCAGAAAAUAAGAAACUGGCUGCGCUGCUGAAGAAAAUAAAUUGAGUGUUGGGGGAAACAAGAUCGGGCAGAUAGCCCGGAAAGGUUGGCUCCCAAGAGCAGUGAUGGCUGCAAACGCCCCCUCCCCCCACGGAGCCCCAGGUCCUCUCGGCUCCUGGAGGUAGGCGAGGAAAGGCCAGAUUGAGAUCAAGACCCCACUGCAACUACCACAAUGGGCAGCAAAACCUUGCCAGCGCCGGUGCCCAUUCACCCAUCCCUGCAGCUCACCAACUACUCCUUCCUUCAGGCAGUGAACGGCCUGCCCACGGUGCCCUCGGACCACCUGCCCAACCUGUAUGGUUUCAGUGCCUUGCACGCUGUGCACCUGCACCAGUGGACGCUGGGCUACCCCGCCAUGCACUUGCCGCGCUCCUCUUUCUCCAAAGUGCCGGGCGCCGUGUCCAGCCUGGUGGACACGCGCUUCCCACUGCCCGCCUUUCCCUGGUUUCCUCAUGUAAUCCAGCCUAAGCCCGAGAUCACCGCUGGAGGCAGCGGCCCCUCCGCACUCAAGACCAAGCCACGCUUUGAUUUUGCCAACCUGGCUUUGGCUGCCACGCAGGAAGAUCCAUCCAAGCUUACCCGGAGGGAGGGUCCUGGGUCCCCCGCUGGUGGGCUGGGUGCUCUCCUGGAUGUAACCAAGCUGUCCCCAGAAAAGAAGCCCACAAGGGGACGCCUGCCUUCCAAGACCAAGAAGGAGUUCGUCUGCAAGUUCUGUGGCCGCCACUUCACCAAGUCCUACAACCUCCUUAUCCAUGAGCGGACACACACCGAUGAGCGGCCCUACACCUGUGAUAUCUGCCACAAAGCCUUCCGGAGGCAAGACCACUUACGGGACCACAGAUAUAUCCACUCCAAAGAGAAGCCCUUCAAGUGUCAGGAGUGUGGGAAAGGAUUCUGCCAGUCCAGGACUCUCGCUGUCCACAAGACGCUACACUCACAGGUGAAGGAGCUCAAAACCUCCAAGAUCAAAUGCUAAAGAGAGCCUCCGGGUCACCAGCACCCUGGGUCACGCUGCCCCUUCCUCCAGAGGGACCUGAAGCCGAAGGCGACUCCGGCGGGCAGCGGGAGGGGUUCCCGGGACCUUUCCCUAUCCCAAAUUUGUCCCCUGGGUCCCGGGCGCACGCGGAACUCGAGAGCCCCGCCCCGAGCCGUGACCCCAGCCACCCGGGCGGCUCCCCCAGGACGCGGCUAAAGUCUUGGCCAAAAGGCGGUACUCACGUGGCGGAAGGGAAACUGCAUUUAAAAAAAGAACGAAAGCUCCGCGGAGCCGCAGCGGCGCCUCUCCCAGAAGUAUUACUUUUUCUAUUGUUAUUUUAUACGUUUUCUUUAUUAUUUUUUUUUUUUCUUUGACCAUAUAAGCUUGUAACUCUGCCUGCGGAGAGAGAGGGGAGAGGGAAAGAAGUUCUGCGCGUUCGCAGCUUUCAACCCCUCCUCCCGUCCCCAUCCCCACCCCGGGGAGCCUGCAAAAGUGUAAUCCAUGUAUCUGCUUCAGCAGCCCGGCCCUGGGGCCGCGGGGCCGCGGAUGCCUCCUCCCUGCGCCGCGGCGCGGCCGCGGGUCCUUGGCCCUCGGACUCAGACGGCGGGGCGGGGGGGCCCUGGGGCUGGAGGGGGCCCGGCCUCCCGCGCCCCUGCUCCCCCGCCCAGUCACCACGAGCGAGCAGCCGGCUAGGAGCAGGGCGUUGUAUUGCGAUUGGCACUUUAUGCUGACCAUCGGUAACGGACAUUUAUCACUGGAGUUUUUUAAAAUAUGAAAUAAACGGUUAUUUUACAGGCA
This is a messenger RNA of Leptonychotes weddellii (Weddell seal), 3314 nucleotides long. The record is from RefSeq and is a predicted model, not a curated record. Lineage: Eukaryota; Metazoa; Chordata; Mammalia; Carnivora; Phocidae.